Messenger RNA from Zeugodacus cucurbitae (melon fly), 1323 nucleotides. Its product is annotated as peritrophin-48. The record is from RefSeq and is a predicted model, not a curated record. The coding region runs from base 152 to 1210 and encodes 352 amino acids. Gene Ontology annotation, cellular component: extracellular region. The transcript has 2 exons. Gene Ontology annotation, molecular function: chitin binding. NCBI's taxonomy places the organism in Eukaryota, Metazoa, Arthropoda, Insecta, Diptera, Tephritidae.
CAUUGGAAAUCGAAAUUAACGCCAGUGAAGUUUCUGUUAUGUCAAAGCGUUCAAUCAAUUGUCUAACAAAAUUGUACUAGAAAUAACAAAGAACCAAAAACUUUAGGGAAUAACAUUUUGCUAGGCACCUUACAGAUCCUUUCUUCUAAAGAUGUGCAUGAGAACGACACUCAUUUUAUUGGCCGCGAUAGCCAUUGCAGCAGUACCGUCUAAAAUGGAAACGUUAUCGGUUGAGGAUAUUUGUAAACAAAUGCCACCAAACAUCUUUAUCUUGCGUCCAAAUACUUGUGACAAUUGGAUUCAAUGUCCAUCCGCACCAAGUGCACACGACUACGACGAAGGCAUUUGUGCAUUUGGCUUAUAUUUUAACAAAGAGAAGAACCGCUGUGAAUCAUCAGAAGAUGUAACGUGUCCGUUCGAGAAUAUUGGAAACGUUAACCAUUGCUCUUCAAAGAAAGAUGGCACUUUCUUGCCAGAUUCCAAAAAUUGUAAUGGUUAUAUAUUCUGUAAAGAUGGCCAGGAAGCGUAUUCGAGUUGUCCCAAAGGUUUGGUCUUCCAUCCCAAAAAAAGUUCUUGUGUUUAUUCAAGCGAAUAUCAAUGCCCUAAAAAAACUGAGAAUUUAAUUGCAAGCCCAAUUUGUAAUUCUGUACCUCAUGGAACGGUAUUCGCCGACAUUACGGAUUGUACGAAAUAUCAACAAUGUGCAGAAGAUGGCAAACUAAAAUCGUUGCAGUGUUCAGAAGGCCAAGCAUUUAAUUAUUCGACAUUGAAUUGCAUAGCCAGAAAGCAGACAGUUUGCCAUCCUUUAGCACCUGAACUGGAACCAGAAAUCGAAAUUUGCGGAACGGAAGGCUCUGCACGAGAGGGCUAUAUUGCUGACGAUCAAUCAUGUAGAGGAUAUUAUAUAUGUGCCAAACAAAAGGAUGGAAAACCAGAUCGAAAGCCUACUCAUUUGAAAUGUCAACAGGGAUACUUUUUCGACAACGCAACUUGGUCUUGCCGUGAUCGUCUUAAUGUCAAAUGCUCUUUAGACCGUUGCGAAGGAAUGGAUAACAAGUAUGUCAAUGUGGCUGGGGACUGCAGUGCAUAUGCCCGCUGCAAAAAUGGCGUAACAAUCGCAAGUGGUAAAUGUGACACAAAUCACUUCUUCGAUGAACGCACCCAAGGCUGCACUCCACAAAAUAUCAGCUAUAUAGCUUGUUCGGCCUAAAAGUGACAACAUAAAUGCCCUUUCUUGAUACAACAAGUCAUUAUGUUUUUGUAUUAGCAAAUAUACCAAAAAAUGGUUAGAAAACAUUAUAAUGUUCUAUUUUAGUUGAAUGA